Messenger RNA from Anarrhichthys ocellatus (wolf-eel), 4934 nucleotides. RefSeq names its product calcium/calmodulin-dependent protein kinase type II delta chain-like. The record is from RefSeq and is a predicted model, not a curated record. Lineage: Eukaryota; Metazoa; Chordata; Actinopteri; Perciformes; Anarhichadidae. Bases 2959 to 3480 code for a protein of 173 amino acids. The transcript has 5 exons. Gene Ontology annotation, molecular function: calcium/calmodulin-dependent protein kinase activity; calmodulin binding. Gene Ontology annotation, biological process: protein phosphorylation.
ACGUAUAGACAAAACCAAUACACAGCAAAAGAAAAGUGUACGACAUUAAAGCAGAGCAGACAUAACAGGUUUCAGCAUGCGUCAUGCAGAACAGACCCACCUACAGGACAAGCACAUAUAUAACACUGAAGCACAUAACAUACACAUCAAAAAAAUGGAAAAUAGCAACACUGAACAAGACAAAUGCACAUAUAGGCGAAACAAGCAGCCAGGACAGACAGCACAUCAAUGCUUGCACACCUGAUUGGCAACAAGCCAUUCCUUGAAGUUAUGCUUGAAUGUUUUGUACGUGUUUUGUGUGCGUAUGUGUGGUGGCAGAGCAUUCCACGAGUGAGCUGCCUUCACAGAGAAUGUAGAUUUACUAAACGAGCUUGACCUAUGUGGCAUGACACAAUCACCUCUUGAAGCAGAUCUAGUGAGUCUGCUGCUUUGAGUGCUUUGUUUAAUAAAAUCACUAAGUGGAGGCGGGGCCAUACCAUGUAACAUUUUAAAAACCAGACAUACAUUAGUGAAUUUAAUGAUAUCCCAACUCAGGAUAUGGUGUUUGGUGAGAAUAUUGCAGUAAUGGUGACUUUUGGGUUUUUUAUCAAGUGUUUUUAGGGCUUGUUUAUGGAGAAUAUGAAUGGAUUUUAAUGUUGUGCUGCUGGCUUGUGCCCAGCUGGUUAAGCAGUAGGUCAGAUGGGGACAAUCAUCGCAUUAAAAUACAAUUUUGCAGCUUGCAUGGUUAGACAGUGUCUUAUAUAUCUAAAAUUCAUGAGAUUAAAUUUUAAGACAUUUGUCACAUGUUUUACCUGUUUUUUAAAAGAGAGAUUAGAAUCAAUGAAAAUUCCUAAAUAUUUAAAUCUGACAUAUACCUGUAGCCUCUCACCAGCAACAUAAAAAUCUGGCUCCAGUGACACUUUGCAAGCCCUCUUUGUGAAGAACAUACAAACAGUCUUUUUAACAUUCAGGUGAAGGCAGGAAUCUGCAAGCCAUUUAGUUACAUUUGUCAUUGUGGACGUGAGUUUAAGUGCAGCUUGUUCUUUGCGUGCACAUAAAUCACUGUAUCGUCAGCGUACAUUUGAAUAUCACACCCAUCACAGACACCCGGCAAAUCAUUAAUGUAUAAACUGAAUAGUAAAGGUCCCAAAAUAGAACCCUGGGGUACUCCCACGUUAGAUCUUAGAGUAGAUGAUGAAACAUCACCCACUCUGACACACUGGGUUCUUCCUUCAAGGUAGGAUUUCAGCAAGGCAAGAGACUCUUGGGAAAAGUUAAAAUUUGACAGUUUGUUAAUCAGGACAUUGUGAUUCACCGUAUCAAAAGCCUUCUUCAGGUCAAGAAAAACCGCUGCUACUACACCCCCUUUAUCCAUUUUAAGCUUCACAUUCUCUAAGAGGAAGCAGUUGGCUUUUUCAGUCGAAUGAUUAGCCCUGUAACCAAACUGCAUAGGAUGCAGAUGAUAUGGAGAGCUGUUGAGAGUUUUAAUAAGUUGCUCUGCAACACAUUUCUCAGCAAUUUUGGAAACAGCAGGGAGGAUACUGAUUGGCCGAUAAUUGGAGACAUCCAAUAUAGGUGAGCGAUCUGUCUAGCCAGAUAGCCGAGGACUUAUAGGAAUCCACAAAUUGGAUUUCUGAUCCAUCCUGGAGGAGAUUUCGAGAGUGCAGGCAGGUUAUGGUAAGUGUCUGUUAAAAACCAAAUACUUAGUUUUGGUCAUGUUUAAGAGAAGGUGAAGGUUGGAGAAAGCAUGUUGGAUACUGUUGAAGCUGUGCAGCAGGGAAGUCAGGGCGGUAUUCAGGGAGGAGCUAGAUGUGUACAAGAUGGUGUCAUCGGCAUACAAAUGGAUGUGACAGCCACUUGCAGCGUGAGCAACAUUGUUUAUGUAGAUUUUUAAUAAGGUUGGAUCUAGAAUGGUCCAAGUCUGGUCCCCUUUACAACCUUGUUCAGCCAUUCAUUGAUCAGAACGUUCCCAACUGAGAUCGCAAUUUUGCUCAUUUCAGACUGCACUGUAUCAACGUCACAUCAUUGGCAAAUCUAUUGAUUGUGCAUGAGGUGGACACAGCUCUCUUACAGAAAUAACAAACGUCACAUCAGCAGUUUUGAUUGACCUUAUUAACAGCUCCCAUCAACAGCUAGAGCAGCUUUUGUGUCAACAGAAAAUGACGUCAGAGAGACAAAUACAUCAGUCACUACUGACUGAUUAGGACUACACCAAACCAAAUAACUCCCAACAGAAUUCUGCUAUCUUGCACAUGUCGGGCUGAAUGAAUGAAGUGAAACAACAUGGCAACUCAGUCUAUCGAGUACGUCUGUUUGUUUUGACCCAAAAUUUAACGUGACAAGUUUGGCCUCUUUUUUGAAAAGGAGGAACAGUAAGGAUGAGAAUAAGUGCACUUGGGAAAGAAACUCAGUUCUUGUAUCAAAAAUGUUCAACUGACUCCCUUACUUAGGCCGAGAGCAGAAAUAUAUAACCUCACAAAAUGUACAAAAGUAUGGUACUUUUUUUUCAAGCUAAAUUGGAAUAAAUGUAGUUGCUGUAGUUUUCUCUACCAUUUCUGGUUUUGGACACCAAGCAAACAGCCCGGAUUAAAGGCUCCUUGUAUCCAGUUCAAGCAGUCCAAAAUCCCCUCUACAUGGCAUCUACACAUCAAGACGCAGACAUACUAAACGCUCCUUAUGUGUGUGAAUGUGGCAAUAAAGUUUGGACAAAGCAUCUUCUUAUAUAAUUGUGCAGUUUCAUGAAAAGAUUGUAAAAGGCCCAUUUUGGCCUCAUGGGGCCCCAUGAACAAACUGAUAGUCUCAGUAAACCUAAUCAGUACCAAGUCUCUGUUUACAGAGUAAAGUCCACCACAUUAUUUCAGCUGUGUCAAGCUUUUAAUGAAAACAGCCAAUCAGAGGAGGGUAUUCUGGUUGUAUCCCAUCUGAUGCUGCAGCUGCUCGUUUUUGUCUCGAACCAAAACACAAAGUUUACCAGGCAGCAUGUUCCACCUUUCUGUUCUUAGUUUUUUGCUCUUAUUGUUCCUUGAGGGAAUCAGUGCACAGCCGACUGUUAGCGUUCAGUUAGCCGGGAACAACAGCGGACUUCAUGCCGUUGAAGCUCGUAAGCAGGAGAUCAUUAAAGUCACUGAGCAGCUGAUUGAGGCCAUCAACAAUGGAGACUUUGAAGCCUACACGAAGAUUUGUGAUCCCGGCCUCACGUCCUUUGAGCCUGAGGCCUUGGGCAACUUGGUGGAGGGCACCGACUUCCACCGCUUCUACUUUGAGAAUGCUCUAUCCAAGGGGAAGCAGCCCAUCCACACCAUCCUGCUCAACCCCCACGUCCACCUGAUCGGGGACGAGGCGGCCUGCAUCGCCUACAUCCGCCUCACCCAGUACAUCGAUGGCAACGGCAUACCUCGCACCAUGCAGUCAGAGGAGACCCGUAUCUGGCACCGCCGCGACAGCAAGUGGCAGAACAUCCACUUCCACCGCUCCGGCUCACCCACCGUGCCCGCCAAUUGAGAGGACCAUCUCUGAUGACAGACACCCUACAGCCUACAACAGUCAGACAAACAGGCCCCACUUACCGAGUGUCCAUCAAAUCCCUCAGCCAAUCCCUGUCCACACUAGCUAGAGCUCCGCCCUCUCUGUGUGUUGUUUACAUAUUGUCGCUGCUGGACUGAAGAUUAUUGUACAUGUUAAAAACAAAAACAAAAAACGAGGCGAAAACUUGGUAGUGAGAGUGUGUGGUGUUCAUCAUGGCGUGUUUUGGAUCAGUAUGUUUUAACCAGAAGUGGUUUUCAGAGGAGCAGGUUGUUCCCGUUAAUUCAUUUUUAACUGCCUGCUGAAAUGUGUGGAACUUCCAGACAUCAUGUAUUGACAGUUUUCAUUUAAAUAGUGCACAUAUUGCGCUUUUGUGAUGUUUUCGCCUUUUGGCACAAUGACCAAUAUAUCACAUAUCUGCUUUUUACUCCUUUUAGAAUUGCCAUGUAUUAAAGGUCGGCCACAAGCUUGCUUUUGUUUUGGUGAUGUAUACAUUUUGGUAAUUGAUGUGAAUUGCUCUCUCUUUGCUUAAUCUUUAGCAGUAUCCAUAUGAACUGAGUCAGCUCAUUUUACAAAUCUGUUUUCUGGUUUGCCACUGGCAAUUUUUAGGAAUUUUAACUUCAUGUUUUAUAAGGGAAAAUCAAUUAAAACAUGUGUUUUACUUUGGACCUCCAUCAUCACAGGGAAGAGUCUCUUAUGAUGGAAUGUGUAGACUACAUGCUUACAAUUCUGUGACUCUUCCAGUCUAAUCAUGUUUUCAUACAGUAAGGAACUAAUGAUGUGAUUUGUAUCAGCUAAUUUCUUGUUUACUUUUGAUAUUGUGAUGUUGAUGCCUGUCCUUCCUCUUGUCAUUAAUAAUGCUUUCCUUUAAGCCCUUUCCUCCUUGAUUGAGUCCCACCUUUAUUCUAUGUCCGACUGGUGUAUGCCAAUGUUUACCGCACCAAGUUAGCCAUUCAUUUUUUAUAAUGAGGGAAUUCCAUUUUUAGCCAGAAUUUCUAGGCAGGAAAUCACCAUUUGAGUUCUUGUUAUGUUACUCUAUUGUGCUAUUUAAUCCUCACAGGGGAUUUGUUUGCAUCACUUGCAGAUUCAUAUCUUAAGGUCCAUAUUUAAAACACUUCAGGUUAGGGUGCUGUGAAUAAAAAACAAAUGGGAAAUUAAAUUCCAGAAAAGCACGGGGAACGUUUGAAGAUAAAGUCACAGGGUGUUCACUGAAGAUUAUUUGUGUAAAGGAAAUUUCAAAUUUUUUGCCUCAAACGGUUUGCAUUCUUUUGUUAAUGACAUUUGUCCCUCACACAGCACACUCUGUUUUUAUCUUUCUAAGAUGCAUUGAAAUGGGUGAUGGGACACUGGUAUACAAAGUAAUGUUACCAUGAAGGGACAAGCCUGAUGUAUGUUUAAGAAAUAUCAAAUAAAAAGUGUGAUAUAUGCCAAAA